AUGGUCUUCAACCCCGAACUGUUGUUCUCGAUGGGCGAAAUCAAAGCUACCUUCAAACAAAUACUCGAUGGCCUGUCCUACAUUCACGCUCGCAAGGUCCUGCAUCGAGAUCUGAAGGGGUCCAACGUGUUGGUAAACGUUAGGGGCGUCGUGAAAAUCACAGACUUUGGACUUGCACGGGACACUUGGGCCGAUUGUCGUCUCACCAAUAAAGUCGUCUCGCACUGGUACAAAGCGCCAGAGCUGCUACUCGGCGACACUAGCUACGGGGCGGGCAUUGACAUGUGGAGCGCUGGCUGUAUGCUGGCGGAGAUGGUAGUUAGGCAUCCCCUUUUUCUAGGGCAGACCGAUCAGGCAGUACUGUAUUUGAUUUCGGAUCUGUGUGGCUCCAUUACAACCGAGGUUUAG
Copidosoma floridanum is the source of this 408-nucleotide messenger RNA. It is a transcript of the gene Cdk9, whose product is annotated as Cyclin-dependent kinase 9. Gene Ontology annotation, biological process: protein phosphorylation. Gene Ontology annotation, molecular function: cyclin-dependent protein serine/threonine kinase activity; ATP binding; RNA polymerase II CTD heptapeptide repeat kinase activity. NCBI's taxonomy places the organism in Eukaryota, Metazoa, Arthropoda, Insecta, Hymenoptera, Encyrtidae. Gene Ontology annotation, cellular component: nucleus. The record is from RefSeq and is a predicted model, not a curated record.